Molecule: messenger RNA, 729 nt
Organism: Cantharellus anzutake
Lineage: Eukaryota; Fungi; Basidiomycota; Agaricomycetes; Cantharellales; Hydnaceae
Exons: 2
Coding region: 1-729 (242 amino acids)
Source: RefSeq, a predicted model, not a curated record
AUGGACAAGCCUGGUAUCAAACCCAGUGUCACAUCCAUACCAACUCCACCUCACCUCCACUCCACUCCACCACCAUUCCGGACCACCUCUGAGGCAGUGUCAUAUCCAUACAUACCUGAUCCUGAUCCAACUCCUGGACCCCCAUCCUCACCACCUCCAGAGUCCUACCCUAUCUCCAUCCGCUCCAAUACUCACCUCGGACUGAACAUCACUCCUCUUGCCACCCUCCUCCUCUUACUCCUCAUGACACCUCCACCCUUCCAUCACUCUCCUACCCUACUUCCGUCUGCUCUGAUACUCACCUUUGGACCUGACACCUUUCCUCUCCUCCACUCCUCACCCUGCUCCUCUCUUCUCUCUCCUCCCUCUGACCCUCUUCUGCCAAACCUCCAGCAAGUUACGACCUUCUGCCAUUGUCCCAUACCCUGUACUCAGACACCACUCAUACCUUCGCUCCGAGAUUCCAUCAUAGUUCCGACCUCAGACUUUGACUCCACCUCAGUUGCAUUGGUGACCUCAUACUACGUAAACACCAUUGCCAACAUUCCUUGGACUGUCAACCCCACCUCUGUAACCUCUGUAAGCUCCGCAACCUCUGAGCUCCAUGGAUCAUACUUGGCACUUUCGCUGUUUGUAAUGUAUCUUUCACGCAUUCCCCUCAUCCUCCUGCCCUUCUGGGCUUCACCCUCCCUAUCUCCUUUCGGAUGUGCCACAGGAUCUAACCUAUGA